Prosopis cineraria is the source of this 2700-nucleotide messenger RNA. Its product is annotated as peroxisomal fatty acid beta-oxidation multifunctional protein AIM1. Gene Ontology annotation, molecular function: (3S)-3-hydroxyacyl-CoA dehydrogenase (NAD+) activity; NAD+ binding. Bases 230 to 2404 code for a protein of 724 amino acids. The record is from RefSeq and is a predicted model, not a curated record. Gene Ontology annotation, cellular component: peroxisome. Lineage: Eukaryota; Viridiplantae; Streptophyta; Magnoliopsida; Fabales; Fabaceae. The transcript has 18 exons. Gene Ontology annotation, biological process: fatty acid beta-oxidation.
CCGAGUCACCCACGAAAUAGCCAAGGAAGGCAGACAACAGUAACCCCGGCGUUCUCCCGCUUUUCCAUGAUAUAGAUAUUCGGCAUUCAUUUAGCCCUCUUGAAAUCAUUACUUCUAAUAUCGUUAUCGACUUUCCUAUCGAAACCCACCAUCACCUGCCUCUGUUUAUGCCAAAAGAACAAGAUUAAGACCCGGAAAGGAAGGGGACUAGGGCCUGGGACUCUCAGAGAUGGCAGCGGUUAAGGUUGAACUGGAGAUCGGAAAUGAUGGGGUUGCAGUCAUCACUAUGUGUAACCCUCCUGUAAACGCCUUGGCUAUUCCAAUUAUUAAGGGGUUGAAGGAGAAGUUCGAUGAGGCGACGAGGAGAAAUGAUGUAAAGGCUAUAGUUUUGACUGGCAAGGGUGGGCGGUUUUCUGGUGGAUUCGACAUCAGUGUUAUGCAGAAAGUUCACCAAACUGGGGAUGUCACGCUUGUCCCUGAUGUCUCUGUGGAACUGGUAGUCAAUACAAUUGAAGAUUCAAAGAAGCCUGUCGUUGCAGCCAUAGAGGGUCUUGCUCUCGGAGGUGGCUUAGAAUUGGCCAUGGGAUGCCAUGCACGUAUUGCUGCUCCAAGAACUCAACUGGGCCUUCCAGAACUGACGCUUGGAGUGAUUCCUGGAUUUGGAGGUACACAGCGUCUUCCAAGGCUUCUAGGACUGUCUAAGGCUGUUGAAAUGAUGUUGACAUCUAAACCGAUCAUGUCUGAAGAAGGAAAGAAACUAGGGCUUAUUGAUGCUAUCGUGUCUCCAGAAGAGUUGUUGAAGGUGUCUCGGCUGUGGGCUGUUGACAUUGUAGAAAGGCACAAACCUUGGAUACGUUCACUUCAUAGGACAGACAGACUUGUUUCCCUCUCUGAAGCACGUGAGGCAUUGAAAAUUGCCAGACAGCAAGUCAGGAAGACUGCUCCACAUAUGCCUCAGCACCAGGCUUGCAUUGAUGUGAUUGAGCAUGGAAUAAUUUAUGGAGGCUAUAGUGGUGUUCUGAGGGAGGCAGAGCUAUUCAAGAAGCUAGUCAUAUCCGACACUUCAAAAUGUCUAGUCCAUGUUUUCUUUGCCCAGCGUGCAGUAUCAAAGGUGCCUAACGUUACUGAUAUUGGACUUAAACCAAGAAAUAUAAAGAAAGCUGCUGUUAUUGGGGGAGGUCUAAUGGGUUCUGGCAUUGCUACAGCUCUUAUACUAAGCAACAUACAAGUUAUACUGAAGGAAGUCAACUCUCAAUAUCUUCUAAGGGGAAUCAAAUUAAUAGAAGCAAAUGUUCGUGGCUUAGUAACAAGAGGAAAGUUGAAGAAAGAUGGGGCAGAUAGGGCACUCUCGCUGCUUAAAGGUGUGCUUGAUUACUCAGAAUUCAAAGAUGUGGAUAUUGUCAUUGAGGCUGUGAUUGAAAAUGUUAGUCUCAAGCAAACUAUAUUUAAGGAUCUUGAGAAUACCUGCCCUCCCCACUGCAUUCUAGCAACAAACACAUCAACUAUUGAUCUUAACAUCGUUGGUGAAAAGACCAGGUCUCAAGAUCGCAUUGUGGGAGCUCAUUUUUUCAGUCCUGCUCACAUUAUGCCUCUUCUGGAGAUUGUACGCUCUGGGAAAACUUCUCCACAAGUAAUUCUAGAUUUAAUGACUGUCGGGAAAAUCAUAAAAAAGGUACCUGUUGUGGUAGGUAACUGUACUGGCUUUGCAGUCAACAGAACCUUCUUCCCCUAUUCACAAGGUGCUCAUUUAUUGGCCAACUUGGGUGUGGACAUCUUCCGAAUUGACAGAGUAAUCAGCAACUUCGGUGUUCCUUUGGGCCCUUUCCUACUUCAGGACUUGGCUGGGUAUGGAGUUGCCCUAGCAGUUGGAAAAGAAUUUGCUAGUGCAUUUCCUGAUCGCACAUUUAAAUCUCCAUUGGUUGAACUGUUGGUCAAAAGUGGGCGAAAUGGUAAAGCCAAUGGGAAAGGGUACUACAUUUAUGAAAAGGGCAGCAAGCCAAAACCUGAUCUUUCAGUUCUGCCUAUUAUUAAGGAUUCCAUAAGACUUUGCAAUAUUAUGCCCAGCGGAAAGCCUAUAUCUGUGACCGACCAAGAUAUUUUAGAGAUGGUACUCUUUCCAGUGGUGAAUGAGGCAUGUCGUGUUCUAGAUGAAGAAAUUGUUGUCCGUUCAUCAGACCUUGACAUUGCAUCUGUUCUUGGGAUGAGCUUCCCUUCUCACCGGGGUGGUAUUGUUUUCUGGGCAGACUUGCUUGGGGCCAAUUAUGUAUAUGCUCGUCUGAAAAAAUGGUCAGAGCUAUACGGAAACUUUUAUAAACCGUCAAGGUAUUUGGAAGAAAGAGCAAUGAAAGGCAUUCCUCUGAGCGCACCCGUUUCACCUAUUCCAAGGUCAAAGGCACGCCUAUAGGUGUUAAUAUUUUCAAGUCUUCCAGUAUGCUACCCCAAUGGCUGUUCCUUUGCAAUUUCGGAAGUUUCAGAGUUAAUAAGAUUUUGCUCCUCAAAUGGAAACCCCCUCCCCUGGGAGUAAAAAAGGAGAGAGACAGAUGAAGAGGAGAGAAUCUGGCUGUUUUUGUCUUCCAUUAGAAUUUGUCGCCCCACUUGUUUUGGACGCGACCUUCAAUGAAUCUUAUAUUUGAAUUAUUACCGGGAUUACCUAAAUCCCCUUGUUGAUCUUUUACCUGAAAUUGAUAUCUCUUCAACUAA